This is a messenger RNA of Brienomyrus brachyistius, 1280 nucleotides long. Its product is annotated as V-set and Ig domain-containing protein. The transcript is spliced from 3 exons. Gene Ontology annotation, biological process: regulation of actin cytoskeleton organization; regulation of osteoclast development; regulation of bone resorption. Bases 84 to 917 code for a protein of 277 amino acids. The record is from RefSeq and is a predicted model, not a curated record. Lineage: Eukaryota; Metazoa; Chordata; Actinopteri; Osteoglossiformes; Mormyridae. Gene Ontology annotation, cellular component: plasma membrane.
CAGAAUCACGGCAUGGGUCGCGUGCCGGUGACUCACGGGCCCAGGUCACAUUGAGCUGACGCCCUGUAGGCAGCCAGAGCACCAUGGCUGUCCAGUAUCCCAUCAUUUUGCUGCCCUUGUUCCUCCCCAUCGCAGUGACACAUGAAGAUGGCUGGUCUAUGAAGGUUCCCCCAGAGGUGAGGGCAAUGGAGGGCUACCCUGUGGUGCUGCCCUGCUCGUUCUCGCACCCGCGACACGAGCAGCACUCCUCCAUGCUGGUGCAGUGGCGCCUGGGCCACGGCCCUGCUGGAGUGGUACUCUUCCAGUGCGCCAGCCACAACAACAGCCGCUCCUGCCAGCCUGAGGGGCACCAGGACCAGCGCUACCGCCUGGAGGGCGACCCGCGCCAGCACGACCUGUCGCUCCGGAUCAACAGCGCCGCCCUGCAGGAUAGUGGCCACUACUACUGCCGUGUGGAGGUGCCUGGUCACCCGCAUGCCAGCUUCCAGAACAAGAGGGGCAUGCACCUACGGGUGGAGGCUGCCCCACAGAUCCUGGCAUUGUCAGUAGAGGGCAGCGAGGAGUCAGGCUACAGUGCAGUGUGCCGGGUCCAAGGCUCGCCCCUCCCGGAUGUGCAGUGGAGCAGCCCUGAGCACCCCCGGGACGACCCCCCGCUGACCUUGCUCUCGCAGGCGGAUGCCAGCCAGCACCACACCUCCAGCCUACUGCGCGACGUCCACCCCGGGCACCACUACACCUGUGCCGCCUCCAACCCUCUGGGAAGAGAGCAGGCCACCUUGUUCCUCCUGCAGCCCAGCCCUCUACAGGCCUCCUCUGGACCUCCUCACCUGCUCCUGCUUCUCUCGCUCUCACUGGGGGCCAAGGUGCUGCUCUUUCUGGGCUGGGUUGCUUGGCUGCUUUGGCGGCAGUGGCAGUGAUAUAAUGUGCUCUCGUUCUGAAACUUGGGGCCUGGCCAUCCUGGUACCCCAGUGAGCUCUGAUUAUGUUUCCUGAGUUAAGUCAUGGCCCUCUUGCAUCAGUUUGAGCGGCUCAGCUAAAAGGGAAGCCAUUGUAGCGAUGAGGCGGUGUUGGGCUCCCCCUGGUGUCUCCAGGCUGCCACUGCAUGUAUGCUAAAUACAAGUACAAGCAUAAAUCAUACCUAAUCCUGCUUGGUUCAAGUGUAUGCAAAAUGGUCUUUUAAUUGGGGUAGCAGAGCCCUAUGCCAGUGGCUCACUAUAUCCAGAGUAGGCAUGUUUGUCUUGAUUUAAGAUAAUAAAGUGGAAUGAAGAUCUCACACAGAGG